Molecule: messenger RNA, 1269 nt
Organism: Orbicella faveolata
Lineage: Eukaryota; Metazoa; Cnidaria; Anthozoa; Scleractinia; Merulinidae
Source: RefSeq, a predicted model, not a curated record
AGGGUUUUCGGAAGCGGGCCGCACACGUACCUUCGGGGGAGGAGCGCGGGCUCCUUUCCCGAACAGCGGCUGUUAAUCGAGCUUACAACAGGGAGUCUCCUCCUCGCUUUGUGAAUUCGGGUGAGACUUUUUGAUGAUACAUCAAUCCCCGAUUCGUGAUUAUUUUUGAGGGUGUCAUAGAGUAAACUAGUAAUCGAGAUGGGAGUCCCACUCUGAUUGUAACGCUCUUCCGGAAAUAAAAGUUAAAUUAUUACUCGAAAGUAACGCCAUCAUAAAUGACCACCUCCUGACCACUUGCAUGCUACGGCAUUAAAACUCAAAGAGCUCUGAAUUACUUCAAAGAUGUCACGAUGCCAAAACAAUUAAUUUUCCUUAGUUUGGCAUAAAUUUGACUGAAAACUAUCAACAAUUCUCCAAUGCGACAGUGACGAUCGACAAACUUUACGAAGAAAAUUUUGACAAUGUUCUAUCCAAAGCCAAACUGAAAUAAUCUUGAAUUGCGAAUUGUCACCUUGCUUUUUAUGGCACAAAAUAAUGUUGUGCGUUUUUUGAAAACGUCUGCUACGCAGGCUACCUGGUGCGCAGCUAAGGUUACCCUAGCUACCCUCCCCCAAAGGAGAAAAAGGAAGGCGGGAGUCCUAAGGUACCCUAGCACCAUGGUUGUAAUCAGGGCCUGAAAGAACAGACAUUUAUUUUUAAAAUGCAUGUGUUGCUUCUUUUUCACAUAGGAGGUGCUCUACCUGCCGACGUAAGAAAUCUCUCCGAACUGGAAGUUUCUUUGGAGAGCUGUCAAGAGUCCCGUUGGGAAAAAUUCUCUUGUGUAUGUAUUUCUGGAGCGUUCGUGAGCUACGUACGACUGUUGCAAAUAUGCUCACUCUGUCGAAGAAUACUGUCGGGAACAUCUACGCAUUACUUCGGCAUUAUUGUGGAAGAGAUCUACAAGAUAGACCCGUUAUUCCAUUCGGGGGUAGAGUGUACGUUGUAAAAUGCGACGAAAGCCAGUUUAAACAUAAAUCCAAGUAUCAACGAGGGCGAAGACCAAGGGACGACGUAUGGGUUUUUGGAGUUAUCUCAACAGAGUAUAACCCAUGCCGCGGUUAUUUCCAGGUGGUUCCACGGCGAGAUAGAGCGACAUUAACUCAAAUAUUGCAAAGGGUUCUUCUUCCGAGGUCAGAGGUUCACUCAGAUGACUGGGCUGCCUAUAGGAACUUGCCGCUUCNUUUUUUUUUUUGCGUGUUUAUGACCGUGACAAAGCUAAUCACAGCAUGA